Messenger RNA from Eutrema salsugineum, 1620 nucleotides. Its product is annotated as DNA-3-methyladenine glycosylase 1. Lineage: Eukaryota; Viridiplantae; Streptophyta; Magnoliopsida; Brassicales; Brassicaceae. The transcript is spliced from 5 exons. The coding region runs from base 341 to 1324 and encodes 327 amino acids. The record is from RefSeq and is a predicted model, not a curated record. Gene Ontology annotation, molecular function: DNA-3-methyladenine glycosylase activity. Gene Ontology annotation, biological process: base-excision repair.
UUUCUCGUCACUAUUACAAAGAUUUUCUUUUGUUUUUCGCUUUCAACUUUCUUAUGUAUGUAAUAAACCUUACUCUUUCCCGUGAUCUCUAAAUGAGCAACUUGGACUCGCCUUGAUUUCGCUACAAGAUUUCUUAAGAAUAGGGGGAAAUUUAGGUGACGACUUUCAUUUAAGUUUGUAGGGAAUGCAGCUACUUGUUUUCUAGGGUUUUUCGAAUUUGGUGUAAAUUCUCUUGGGAAUUGGUUUGAGGCUUGUUUGGGAAAUUGCAAUUCUCAGUCGUGUUAAAAGGAGUUGUGAUUUGAAGAGAACAUUUUUCUAAAAAUCGGAGACUUUUAGGUCAAUGUCGGCUCCAUCGCGAGUCCGGUCAGUGGAUUCCGCCGACCGAGAGUUCCGAUCAGUUCUUGGUCUCGCCGGUAACAAGCUGCAGCAGAAACCGGUGACAAAGCCGGUGAAGAAGCCUGUGGCUGAUCAAACGAAAAACCUAACCUUUACGGCGAAGAAAAUGCCGCAUUGCUCGCCUCUAAGCCCUUCAGCUCUGAGGCGAAACGGUGUCUCGAUGAACGCAUCGUAUUCGUCGGAUGCGUCGUCUUCGUGCGAGUCGUCGCCGUUGAGUAUGGCGUCUACUUCGAGCGGGAAGAGGGUUUUGCGGCGGAGUGGGUCAAACUCUUCAUCUUCACUGAGAAGGAAUCUGACGGAGGAGAGAGAUGAGAAGGCCGGUGAUUGCUUCUCUGAUGGUCGUAAGAGAUGUGCUUGGAUCACUCCCAAAUCUGACCAAUGUUACAUUGCUUUUCACGACGAAGAGUGGGGAGUUCCCGUCCAUAACGACAAGAAACUUUUCGAGUUAUUAAGCCUGUCUGGUGCUCUUGCGGAACUAUCUUGGAAAGACAUUCUUUCCAAAAGACAAUUGUUCAGGGAAGUUUUCAUGGACUUUGAUCCAGUUGCAAUAUCCGAGCUAACUAACAAAAAGAUAACAUCCCCUGAGAUUGCUACCAUCUCACUACUGUCAGAGCAAAAGCUACGGUCAAUCCUCGAAAAUGCAAACCAAGUUCGCAAGAUAAUAGUUGAAUUUGGAUCAUUUGACAAGUACAUUUGGAACUUCGUUAACCAAAAGCCUACUCAGAGCCAAUUCCGGUACCCACGCCAAGUCCCUGUGAAGACUUCCAAAGCCGAGUUGAUUAGCAAAGAUCUUGUUCGCAGAGGCUUUCGCAGUGUUAGUCCAACAGUUAUUUACUCGUUCAUGCAAACAGCAGGCCUCACAAACGACCAUCUCAUUAGCUGCUUCAGACACCAAGACUGCUUAUCAACGGACGAGACCGGUAAUUAAAUGAUACGAUCCGAGGAGAUCAACUCUGAAGAUAAGGCAACAGGCGAAUUGAGAUCGUGACUUGGAGGGACAGAUGCGAUGAUAUUGGCGUGAUGAAGCGAUGGUGGCGCGAUGAGAGAUCGAUGGAGGGAGAUGGUGGUGUGAUGCGGCGGAUCGAUGGUUUGAGAUGGUGGUGGAUGGAUUCGUCGAUGGAUCGUGAGAGGGAUGUGAUGGUGAUAGCAGAAUCUCUUGUAAACAGAUUAGUUUUAAAAGAUUCGAAUUUCAGAGUUUUUUUUAGUUCUCAGAAAUCGAAAAGA